UCGCAAUCAGUCAGUCUCUUAGACACACAGACCUAAACGAUCAAUCAAGAUGUUCAAAUUGGUGGUGUUGUCCGUUUUCGUAGCUUUCGCCUACGCCAAGCCAAGUUUGAUUCAUGGAGCAGUAGAAGUAGCCGCUCCAGUAGUCACGAAAAGCUACAUCGGUGGAUCGGCCGUCAGCUCAACCUAUAGGGAAGAUACCAUCAGCCACCCAGCCGCUGUAGCAUAUUCCGCUCCCGCUGUAGCUUACUCCGCUCCUGCUGUUGUUGCUGCCCCCGUAGCUAAAGCCGUCGUAGCCGAACCUGUAGCUGUAGCCGCUCCGGUUGUAACCAAAUCCUAUGUUGCCCCAGCUGCCGUCAGCUCUACCUACAGAGAAGACAUCAUCAGUAAGCCAGCUGUCGUAGCUUACAGUGCUCCUGUCGUAGCCGAACCCGUUGUUGAAGCUGUAGCCAAGACCGUGGUAGCCGAACCUGUUGCCCCAGUUGUAACCAAAACUGUUGUUGCUCCAGCCGCAGUUAGCUCCACCUACAGAUCCGAUGUUAUCAGCAAACCAGCCGUUGUAGCUUACAGUGCCCCAGCUGUAGUCGCCGCUCCCGUUGCCAAAACCGUGGUUGAAGCUGCCCCAGUAGCUGUCGCUGCUCCCGUUGUUGCUAAAACCUAUGCCGUUCCCGCUGCUGUAAGCUCCACUUACAGGGAAGAUACCAUCAGUAAACCAGCUGCUGUAGCCUAUGCUGCAUAUUCCGCACCAAUCGUAGCCGCUCCAGCUGUAGCAACUUAUUCGGCUCCAGUUGUUCAGAAGACCAUCAUCUCUGGCCCUGUAGCCUAUGCUGCCCCUGCAGUAGCUGCUUACGCUGCUCCUGCUGUAGCUACCUAUGCUGCUCAUGCUGCUUAUGCUGCACCUGUUGCUUAUGGUUACGCUGCCCAUGCUCCAGCUCUCCAAGCUUGGUAAAGAGAGGACUGAUUGUUAAGACUGUAAUCUUCACAUUGCCAUAUUUGUAUAUGUCUCCGAAAUAAAUUAUUUAUUUAUCGG
Molecule: messenger RNA, 1027 nt
Organism: Sitophilus oryzae (rice weevil)
Lineage: Eukaryota; Metazoa; Arthropoda; Insecta; Coleoptera; Curculionidae
Product: cuticle protein 16.5-like
Exons: 1
Coding region: 50-946 (298 amino acids)
Source: RefSeq, a predicted model, not a curated record